This is a messenger RNA of Adineta ricciae, 3474 nucleotides long. Lineage: Eukaryota; Metazoa; Rotifera; Eurotatoria; Adinetida; Adinetidae. The record is from the annotation of a GenBank genome assembly.
AUGCAGUCGUUGCACUAUAACAGUGGCUCAAUUAAACUAACCCGAGAACGCUGUACGAUGGUCACACGUUGGGAAGCGAACGAAGUUGCAAGAUGGAUCGGAGGUCUCGCUAAUAUUCAAAGUGGUAUAAGUGAUAUCUUUUGCGAGCAUAACAUUGAUGGAGUCGCCUUAAGCUUACUACUUCGAGAAGAUCUUAUUCGAAUGGGUAUAACCAAACUUGAUCAACAGCUGAUCAUCAUGCAGUCAAUUGACACACUGCUCACACUUGUCAAUCGGCUACGUAGCGAAACUCUUGCUGUACUUUUCAUGCGUAUCCAUUGUACGGCAACAACAUGUGUGAAUCUGUUGAAACGUCAAGACGAUAAAGAUUCAUCGAAUGAUAAUAGCAAUGUGAUAAAUUCACCUGAAUGCUACACAGCAAUUAGUAGUUUAUCGGACGCAAUCGUCACUGCUUGCCAUUGGUUGGGAAGAUUGCCCUUUAUUGAAAACAUUGAAUAUAUUGAUUUACGACGAAAGAUAAUUAAAGUUUUAGUUCAGAUACGAGUUCUAGUUCGUAAUUUACGAGCUAUUGACCAAAUUAACAUGCCCAAAUCAAGAUUAAUCUUAGAUAUCGGCGAACUACGUACACUGGCGAUUUCUCUUGUUCGUCAAAAUAAAGAUUCGCUAUUCUCAUCGGAUUGCUAUCUAACGAGAGUUCAUUUACGACGCCCAAUAAAAGAUGAUGUGAACAUCGAAUACACAACCAUGCCUGAUUAUACUCAUGUGAUAUCUAGUAUUGAAACCGAGGCGGCGAGUUUUAUGGGAUCGGGUUUUAGUGCAAUCAACAUCGGCGAUGAAAUUAUAGAAAUUAAUAAUCAAGUUGUGAUUGGUUGGGAUCCAACGCAUUUCAAUGAAUUACUUCGUACCUCGUCACAUUCCAACGAAAUAUGUUUACUGGUCAAAAAGAUGCCUCGACAUAAUGACGACGAAGUGUAUACGAAACGCCUUGCUGAUGGACCACAAAACCCUCGGCGAUCACGAGCCCGUGGAGCACUUGAGCGAAGAAAUCAGCAAACACAAGAAAAUCGAACGAUGCUAUUGGAGGAAGAUGGAAUUGAAGAGGAAGAGCAGAUUGAAGUUGAAAGUGAUGAUGAAACGUUGUAUCAAAGCAAACGAUCAUCACAAAUUAAACGUGAUCAGCAUACAUCGCUACCUGAUCUUUCGGAAUCAUUGGCUAAUGAUAGUAACACUUCUUAUAACAACAGUGAAACUUCAAAUCAUACAAUACCAUCAUCAAUCAAUUCAUCUGUUUCAACAAUGGCAUUAACAUCACCUACCUCUCCAACACGGUCCGAUUCGAAACAAAUUGAUACGAAUCAUGAACGAACACAAUCGAUCGGUGCCAGUACAGGACAGCCAUCAUCCCCCAACGCCACACCAAAGAGUCCACGAAAAACAGGUUUUGAAUCGUACCUUACAACGAUAUUUCGUCCACGACAAGACACUAAAUCUGUCAUUGCUGACAUGAAUGAUCACACAAAUAAAGACCAUCCACAAUUAGUAAACGUCAGACGUAUUCAUUCCAUACACAAACAAAGUUCUUCCACAUCACUGCAUGAUGAUCAAAUAUCAUCGUCGCCAACACCGGAUAAAAGUGGUAGUCAAAGCAGUUUACAAACAUCAUCAUCGACACGUUCAUCACUUUCAAGCAUAUUUCGAUCAUGUGAUCAGUCUGAUAAGAAUCGUCGCAAACGAUCGAAUGAUGAUACGAGCAAGAACAUGACAUUCCGUAACGAGAUGAAAAUGGAAUUUUGUUCCAUCUUCUACAACAAUAAUAAUCCCCCUGUAGUAACAAACAAACCACCCUUAAAUCACAGUGACAGUCGAAAGAGUUCAGGCUCGAUCGAACGGCGUCAUCCAAAACGCACAUCUUCAUACAAAACAAUUUCAUGUAAAGAUUUGGGUAAAGGUGAUUGUGAAGGGCUUUUAUAUCGUUAUUGUGGGAAAGCUGCUUUACCUUUUGCGCAAUGGAAACUUUGUUGGUGUGUACUAAAAGGUGGUACCCUAUAUGUAUUCAAAUCUCAAGACGAUAAAAAUCAAGAAAUCGAAAUAAAGCUCGAAGGAAAAAAUGUUUCACCAGCACCGGAAAAGAGAAAAUAUGCAUUUCGUAUUGCCGACGAAAGUAGCAAAGAUCGUGAAUAUUUCCAUUGUAAAUCACGUGAUGAAAUGGCCAAAUGGAUGAACAAAAUGGGUUUAGCAGCGAUUAACUUCAAUAUUGAUGACUCAAAGAUCGCUGGUUUCAAUAAAGGUUUCGUUGAUUCCCGAGAAGGAUCACCGGCGACGACGCCAGUCAUUGGUUCACAUUCAACCUCGAAACUAAAGCUAUCACGAACGAAACAAAUCAGCUCAAUUGGGGAUAGCGGAAAUGAUUCCGAUAAGGAAUCCUAUGCAUCAUGGCAAAAAUCUGCAUCACAUCAUAGUAGUAUAUCCGAUAUUAUGUCAACGAAAGAAAAAAGUUUGCCAACAAACGAUACACUAACGAAAGAUUCAGCGCCUUCUCGUCACAUACGAUCAGCAUCGUCGACAUCCAUACUAUCAUUGCCUGGCACGAAUACGAAUUUCUUGAAACCAACUGAUAACAAUCCGGUCAAUACGGCGAAGGUCCUGUCGAGCAAAGGACAUCAUCGAACGUGUAGUUCACCGAUACGAUUUCCACCAGCAUAUGAAGAGGAUCAUGAAAAUGCCUAUGUUAAUGCAGCACCACGAUUUUCGGAUUCGGAUUCAUCAUGUGAACCUCCACAUCAACGUGUAUUCGUUAACAGCCAACUUUUAACUAACAAUCAUAAGCAAGAAGGUCAUCAAUCAUCAAAAAGUCAUCGCCCAUUAAUGCUCAACUCCUCAGGUGGCUUCUCCACUCCCACAGCUGCACUAUCUUCCACAUCCAGUGAUAAAACUCCGUCGUUUUCUCCAUCACUAAGCAGAUCAUCAUCUCAACUACCUUCAGAGAACAGUAUUUUUCUUCUUGGCGACGAAGAACUCUCCUUGUCAUCAUCUCGAUCCGCAAGCUACUGUUAUGAUCGACCCAAUUCAUUCUCUGAAGAUCCGUUAUCACCCGUUUCUCGUCCCGAGUUGUUCUUACCAACACCCAGUUACUCCGGAUCUCAAGAAAAUUCGCCUGCUGUUACUCAUACUCCUCCUAUGUAUAUAUCCGUACAUCCAUCGUCCUCACCCAUUCCCGUAACAAAGAGUACUCUUCCAGUAUCGAAAUCUCCACAGAACGAUGACGAUUCAUUGUUUUCGCGUCGCUCUCCAGCGUCAUCCUACAAAACGAGCGAACAGCUAAGUCAUUCCUCAAAACAUAUUCUUACUUCAUCAAUGCAUCAGCUUCCAAAUUCCAAUGCACGACAAGGACAACAUUCGCUUUCAUCAUCGUUGUCCGGAACUUAUAAAAGUCACACUUUUCUACCUGUAUCACCUGAUGAAGAACAAAAUUGA